Messenger RNA from Sphenostylis stenocarpa, 756 nucleotides. The record is from the annotation of a GenBank genome assembly. NCBI's taxonomy places the organism in Eukaryota, Viridiplantae, Streptophyta, Magnoliopsida, Fabales, Fabaceae.
AUGGAUUCCGGCGCGUGCCUGCUGUCCCUGCUGGUGGCGCUCUCAACGGUCAGCCACAUUCGUUCGGAGCCGAUCCUGAGGCUGCCGUCGGAGAAGGCGAUCUCGAGCGAUUACUGCGACAGCUGGAGGCUGGCCGUGGAGACGAACAACGCGGGGGCGUGGGAGCGCGUUCCGGUGAAUUGUGUGAAUUUCGUGGCGGAGUACAUGACCGGAGGCCGGUACCGGAGGGACUGCGACGUGGUCGGGAAUUUGUCGUUGGCAUUCGCGAGGAGCGUGAGAUUGGUCGGAGAUGGAAGAGACGCCUGGGUGUUCGACAUCGACGAGACGCUCCUCUCCAACGUACCUUACUACGAAGAAACUGGAUUCGGAUUUGAGAUCUUCAAUGAGACUUCCUUCAAUAAUUGGGUGAACUUGGCUGCGGCCCCAGCUUUGCCAGCCAAUUUGAUUUUGUACAACGAGCUUAAGGAAUUGGGGUUCAGGAUAUUUCUCUUAACUGGGAGGAGUGAAUAUCAAAGGAAUGCUACAGAGGCAAACCUUCUGCUUUCAGGGUACAGAAAUUGGGAGAGACUUAUCUUAAGACGGUCUUCUGAUCAAGGGAAAUCAGCCACUAUUUACAAGUCUGAGAAGAGAGAAGAGUUGGAGAGUGAAGGUUACCGGAUCCGUGGUAGCUCUGGGGAUCAGUGGAGUGAUUUGUGGGGUUAUGCAGUGGCCGAACGGUCUUUCAAACUCCCAAACCCAAUGUAUUAUAUUCCAUAG